This is a messenger RNA of Lycium barbarum (goji berry), 1920 nucleotides long. RefSeq lists its product as uncharacterized. NCBI's taxonomy places the organism in Eukaryota, Viridiplantae, Streptophyta, Magnoliopsida, Solanales, Solanaceae. The coding region runs from base 1 to 1920 and encodes 639 amino acids. The record is from RefSeq and is a predicted model, not a curated record. The transcript has 5 exons.
AUGCCAAGGUUCUGUCAUGAUUGUCUGCAGUUGGGGCAUGAGGAUGGGGAGUACAAAAAGGAGCAACAUCCCACCACAAAUAAUCCUAAACCGAAGCAGAAGAAGGCAAAAAGAAGAAGGCCUCCACCACCACAAUGGUGGCCAAAGGACAAACCAAAUGAUGUAGCUGGGCCUAGUGCACCUCAACAGGAGGGGAAAGGGGAUAAGGGUACUGCUAUAGACUAUGGUACUGAUCAUUUUCCUCCCUUGAGUAUGAGUAAGGCUCCACCAAGCAAGCCUACAACACAAAGUGAGAAGGGCCAGCAGCAGAAAGUAAGGUCACCACAGAGAAAUGGUCAGGCUGGGCAGCUAUUAAGAAGAGGACAACACUUUACCUGGUGCAAUAAAAGGGAUGGGGCUGAAAGAAUUUAUUCACAUAUUGACUGGGCAUUUGGCAAUCUUGCUUGGUUAACUCAGUGUGGACAUAUAGAGGCAGACUUUAUUGAGCCAGGAUGUUUUGAUCACUCCCAUAUAGUCGUAAACACUGUCAAUUCUCAUACACAGUUUAGAGGGAGACUGAAGGAAGUACAAGAGGAAAUUACAACCAACCUCUUUGACCAGGCUCUAAUCACUGAGGAAAGGGAGAUACUUCAGGCAAUUGAACUUUGGGAGGCUAUUAAUGAGAGAGUUCUAAAACAAAAAUCAAGGGCUAUAUGGAUCAACUAUGGGGAUAAUAAUUCAAAGUAUUUCUUUGCUCAUUUGAAAGCUAGGCAAGCAAGAAAUAGAAUUUCUUCAAUAUACAAUGAGCAGGGGGCAAAGCUUAUGGAUCCUAGUUUGAUACAACAGGAGUUAAUGGGGGUUUUUUCGGACACCACUUGGCCAAGCAGCAGACAUUCUCUCCUGCAUAAAUUUACUGAGGAAGAUGUUCUUCAAGCCGUGAGGGGCUUACCAGCUGAUAAAAGCCCAGGGAUAGAUGGAUUUAAUGCUGAAUUUUUCAAGUCACAUUGGGAUACACUAGGCAGGGAGGUUACUGAUAGUAUACUACAGUUUUUCUCAUUUGGAAAACUUUUGAAAGGUGUCAAUAUUACUACAGUAACUCUUGUGCCUAAAGUUUCUGCCCCUACUCAUGUCAAAGAGUAUAGGCCUAUAGCAUGCUGCACUACCUUGUACAAGAUAAUAUCCAAAAUUCUAACUGCCAAGCUCAAAACAGUGGUAGAUCACAUUGUGAGCCCUUCCCAAUCUACCUUUAUUGAGGGCAGAAAUAUACUAGACAAUGUCAUUAUAGCUCAUGAAUUGGUGAAAGAACAUUUCUCAGAGGUAUUAGGGUUGCAGGCCAAUUUGGAGAAGAGUUCUAUUUAUAUCGCUGGAGUGGAGAAUGAUUUCAAAGAACAGAUGCUUGCUGAUUUACAUCUUAGUCUGGGUGACCUGCCUUUUAAAUACCUGGGAGUACCUCUCUCCACCAAGAAACUAUCAAUCCAUCAGUGUCUACCCAUAGUUGAAAGGAUGAUCUCAAGAGUCAAGUGCUGGUCCUCAAAACUCCUUUCAUACAGUGGCAGGAUGCAGUUAGUGAAUAGUGUCCUCUUUGAGAUGCAAACAUACUGGGCACAGAUCUUCCUUUUGCCUAAGAAGAUCAUUUCCAUGGUCACUACUGUGUGCAGAACAUUCCUAUGGACAGACAGUAACAACCUCUCUAGGAAAGCCCUUGUAGCAUGGGAGAAAAUUUGCAAACCAAAGACAGCAGGGGGAUUGAAUGUGCUUGAUAUUUCAACAUGGAAUAAUCCUGCAAUUUAUAAGCUCCUAUGGGCUGUGGAACAAAAGAAGGACAAACUCUGGGUGGUUUGGAUUCAUACCUUCUACAUAAAAGCAAAUGACCUUAGUACUAUGGCCACUCCUAAGCAGGGCUAUUGGCUGGUGCGAAAAGUCUUUGAUUCAAGAAGCUAG